Punctularia strigosozonata HHB-11173 SS5 is the source of this 2555-nucleotide messenger RNA. Its product is annotated as phosphoketolase. Gene Ontology annotation, molecular function: aldehyde-lyase activity. Gene Ontology annotation, biological process: carbohydrate metabolic process. The transcript is spliced from 12 exons. Bases 1 to 2445 code for a protein of 814 amino acids. Lineage: Eukaryota; Fungi; Basidiomycota; Agaricomycetes; Corticiales; Punctulariaceae. The record is from RefSeq and is a predicted model, not a curated record.
AUGGGCAAACAAGAAAUCUCAGAGCCGAACCCGCCGCCGGACGCGUCCCACCUCCCGGACGCGCUCCUCAAACUCCGCAUCGACCUCGACGAUGCGAAGAAGACCGUUCUCACCGACGCCGAGCUCUACGCCCUCCAGAAAUUCAGAAGAGCAGCAGACUACAUCGCGGCCGCCAUGAUCUUCCUGAAGGACAACACCCUCCUGCGCUCGGACGGCACGCUCUCCUUGUCCGACGUCAAACCGCGCCUGCUCGGCCACUGGGGCACCUGCCCAGGUCUCGUCCUCGUGCACGCCCACCUCAACCGGCUCAUCCGCAAGACGGGGCUCGACGCCCUCUACGUCGUCGGCCCAGGCCACGGCGCGCCCGCGCUCCUCGCCUGCCUCUGGCUCGAAGACUCCCUCGCGCCCUUCUACCCCUCCUACCCACGAACCACGUCCGGCCUGCACUCCCUCGUCUCCCGCUUCUCCUGCCCGGGCGGCUUCCCCUCGCACGUCAACGCCGAAACCCCCGGCGCGAUCCACGAAGGCGGCGAGCUCGGGUACGCCCUCUCCGUCGCCUUCGGCGCCGUCAUGGACAAGCCCGACCUGCUCGCCGUCUGCGUCGUCGGCGACGGCGAGGCCGAGACCGGGCCGACCGCCGCGGCCUGGCACGCCGCCAAGUACCUCGACCCGAAAGAGUCGGGCGCGGUGCUCCCGAUCGUGCACGUGAACGGGUUCAAGAUCAGCGAGCGGACGGUGUACGGGACGAUGGACGACCGCGAGCUCCUCGUUGCGCUCUUCGCCGGGUACGGAUAUCGGGUCCGGUUCGUGGAGGACCUGGGCGAGAUCGAUCGCGAUCUGGCGGCGAGCUUGGAGUGGGCGGUGGGUGAGAUCGGGAAGAUACAGAAGGCGGCGAGAGAGGGGAGGCCGAUCGUCAAGCCGCGCUGGCCGGUGCUCAUCAUGCGCACGCCCAAGGGAUGGGGCGGGCCGAAGGAGUUCGACGGGAAGAUCAUCGAGGGCUCGUUCCACGCGCACCAGGUCCCGCUUCCGGCCGCCAACAAGGAUCGAAAGCAGCUCGAGGCCCUGCAGGCGUGGCUGCGGUCGUACAAGACGGAGGAGCUGUUCACGGCGGGCGGCGCGCCCGUCGACGAGAUCCUGAGCAUAAUCCCACAAGAGAAGGAGAAGAGGCUCGGCCAGCGCGCGGAGGCGUACAAGGCCUACCGACCGCUCGACGUCCCCGACUGGCGCGAGUUCGCCAUUGCGAAGGAGAAGGGGGAACAGGCGAGCUGCAUGCAGGCGGUGGGGCGGCUCCUGCGCGCCGUGAUCGAAACCAACCCGGCAUCGUUCAGGAUCUUUUCGCCGGACGAGCUCGAGUCGAACAAGCUCGAUGCGGUGUUCGAGGUGACGGGCCGGAAUAUGCAGUGGGACGAGAAGAGCCGGGCCCAAGGCGGGAGAGUGAUCGAAAUAUUGAGCGAGCACGUGUGUCAGGGCAUGUUGCAGGGAUAUACGCUCACGGGUAGGACGGGCUUGUUCCCGAGUUAUGAGAGCUUUCUGGGGAUCGUGCAUACCAUGAUGGUGCAGUACGCCAAGUUCAACAAGAUGGCGCGCGAGACCAAGUGGCACGGGGACAUCGGUUCGCUCAACUACCUCGAGACCAGCACCUGGGCCAGGCAGGAGCACAACGGGUUCUCGCACCAGAACCCGUCCUUCAUCGGCGCCGUGCUCAACCUCAAGCCGCAGUGGAUGCGGGUCUACCUCCCUCCCGACGCGAACUGCUUUUUGAGCACGAUGUCGCAUUGUCUGAGGGCGAAGAACUACGUGAACCUGAUGGUGGGCAGCAAGCAGCCGACGCCGGUGUGGCUCAGCCCGGAGGAAGCGGAUAAGCAUUGCAUCGCCGGCGCGUCCGUGUGGAAGUUUGCGAGCACGGACGAGGGCGUCGAUCCAGACGUCGUGCUCGUCGGGAUCGGCGUCGAGAUGACGUUCGAGGUCGUCGCUGCCGCGGCGCUGCUCCGCACGGUCGCGCCCGCGCUGCGCGUCCGGGUGUGCAACGUGACGGACCUGAUGAUCCUCGGUCCGCAGGGCUCGCACCCGCACGCGAUGACCGACGCCGACUUUGACGCCAUGUUCACGCCGGAUAGGAACGUACAUUUCAACUAUCACGGGUACCCGGUCGAGCUGAAGGGCUUGCUGUUCGGGAGGAGCAGGCUGGAGAGGGUGAGCGUGGAGGGGUACCGGGAGGAAGGGACGACGACGAGUCCGUUCGACGUGAUGCUGUGUAACCACACGUCGAGAUACCAUGUCGCGGCGGCGGCGAUCCGGGGCGGGGCGAGGGUGAACCCGAAGGUGGCCGUGGACGCGCACGAGGGGGUGAGCUACGUGCUGCACCUGGCGCAGAAGGACAGGGACUAUAUCUUGAAAACGAGCCAAGAUCCGGAGGGCACGUACGACACGCCCGAGUUCGAGUAGGCACCCAGGCGUAGCAGAGGAAUAACGAAUGGACGCGGAAUAGUUCUCAGCAAAGUGUUUGUACAGUAUGUGUGCGUACGCUCGCAUAAUAUGAGUACGCCUGUGAUUGG